CGAGUUCUGGCGUUUCCUCACCUGCUUCUUCCCCUGGCAGGUGUCUGGUCUCGCUGUGAAGGGAUUGAGCCAAUUCAAUUGCAAAACAAAUGUGCCAGGUUCGAGAAAACCAGCAGUUCGACCCUGGCUCGAUCACCUUGCGACAUCGACGCCUUUUCGGCCCUGCUGUCCCGCGUCGGAGGCCUCUGAAGGCUUUCGGGUAGUCACUGCCCACCUCCCAGGCCGCCACAAGCUAUACAGCUUCACACCGAUUCUGCGACACACAGCUACGCUUCAACACUUCCUGCGGUAAGUAAGAUGCGGGUGUGUGCAUGCUCUUUAUCCCUGUGUUGUGUGGUCAUCGAUGCAGGUCAUCGUCUGAUCUGAUGCCCCGCUCCGCCCUGCAUCGUUUGUCCCAGCACUUGUCGCCCGUCCGCCGCCUGGCCACACACAUUCAGCUCUCGCCCGCCGGCAGACACGCAUGGAAGACACUGACUGCAUCCCACUGGCAGCAGCUGGCCGCCCGCGGCACGACAGGGUGGCAGGCCAACAUCGAGAGGCGACUGGUGGAUCUUGAGAGGCAGCACGGCACCAAGCCGGCCAUGGGUGUCAAGACCGAGCCAUUCGACGACGAGAUGGCACUCACGGUGGGCACCUGCAAGAGAUAUCUAGCGCAUCAUGACGAGACCGAGGCCAUCAUCAAGAAGGUCGAAGAGCAUCUGCGGCGUAGCGAGCGUUUCAAGAAACAAAUCGCCGGUAUGUGCGGGAGCUUGUCGACGUGGGGAGAAUCUAUUGAGAGAAGUGAGGAGAGACUGAUGGCUGCAAAGAACCGGCUGGGGAAAGCAGCAAGUUGCGAGGUCCAGUCUUCUCUCAAUCAGCAGGUGGCCCAUGGGGAUGCCAGGGCAAAGCCUCUGAAGGAGCGGCUGCGUCGGGAUCCGGUGGGCAACGCUGACCACACUGCCAAGCGAGAGCAGGUGGACUUAUUUGAGUCACGUUUUCCUCAGGUUCUGCUGUGGUUCUGCUGCAUCCCACUCGGGCUGAUUUUGUGGCGCUUACUUUGCUGGUCACUGUAGUGCUUUGCUGGUCACUGUAGUGCUUUGCUGGUUACUGUAAUGCUUUGCUGGUCACUGUAGUGGACUCUUCAGUGAAUGUGAUUCUAUCUGUCGGAGCGUUCAGGGCUUGUUUCAGCGUGUAGGGAAUGAAACAUGGCGUGAUUUCUGUGUAGUACUUUGUGGACUGGCAGCAUCCUUCCCUGCGCUGGCUGGCUGGACUUAUUCGACAUGCCUAGAUGGAUGGAUGGAUGUACAAUCGGUGAGGUCGCAUGCGUCUGUCGUUGAGUGCCGAUCUGGUAGCGGUAGGCUUCUUGGCGUGGAUGGACGAGAACAGGGGUUUGUGGGGCAAGACAACGAUGGCCAAUUCAAUGCCAUGUACAAUGAUCAUAUUCUAGUAUACACGCAGGGGCCAUUCUCGACGUGAUGCGCUGCGCAUGGUGGAUGGCAACACACAAAGUACACGCACGCCCAGCCAGCGCCCUGAUUCAUGUGUGAGCUUUUCCCCUACCUACCUAGUGCUUCGGUACCUUUUGGCGGCUUGGCUUCAGUUAUUUUUCACCCAUGUGUGCGUGCGUGGGGGAAUCAAUAGCAUUAAGUUUGAAUUGAUCUCGUCCCGUCUCCCUUCCCCCCCACCCCUCUCUCUCAUGGUUUUCCCUCCGUGUGCGUGGGUGUCUGUGUGUGUGUGGAUGUCCACAUAUCGCGCCCACACCGAACAGCAGGACACCUUCUCUGUCUGUGAGACAUUUGCUCUUGUGUGUUCGUAAUGAUAGUACUGCAUCUGUGUGCGUCAGCCCAUAAAUUAAC
This is a messenger RNA of Vitrella brassicaformis, 1835 nucleotides long. The record is from the annotation of a GenBank genome assembly. NCBI's taxonomy places the organism in Eukaryota, Vitrellaceae.